Messenger RNA from Cavia porcellus (domestic guinea pig), 961 nucleotides. RefSeq names its product POM121-like protein 2. The record is from RefSeq and is a predicted model, not a curated record. The transcript has 2 exons. Bases 63 to 656 code for a protein of 197 amino acids. Lineage: Eukaryota; Metazoa; Chordata; Mammalia; Rodentia; Caviidae.
GGACGCUGUGCGCUCUGCUGUGUGCCUCGCCUCCUCCGCAACCCCGCACCCAGCCCUGCCUCAUGGGGCUGUACCUGAGCAGGUACCUGAGCAGGGACCUGGGCAAGCCCAAGGCCGCACUGCCGCCCUCUGCCCAGCAGUGCGGGCAUCGGAGACCCAGGCGCAAGCGCGCUGCUCUCCACACGCUGCAGCCAGCUUGGGACAAGGUCAACGCCCAAAGGGCUUUGGCUGCCCACAGGCUGCCCUCCGGGCUGCUCCUCAUGCCAGAGCUUUCCUACGCUCGCCUCAGCUACGUGAAGCGCAGGCUGCAAGCCAAGGACCCAGACCUCCAAGCCCUGGUGCGAGUCCAGGUCAAUGUCCCUGUGCGCCCUGGGAGCCUAUAUAAGUGCCCACCGCCCGAGGGGCGCCCAGACCCCUGUGCCAAGGAAACGGUGCUUCAGGUCCUUGCCCAGUGCACAAAAGGAAAGAGGAAGUUCGACGGGCCACUCUGGUUCGAGGUCCCCGAGCCUAAGACGAAGAGGUCGGACCCAAAUCCCAAGCCAUCUGCCUUCCAGCCAGUGACCACGCAUGGAUCGAUCCCGACCUUCGUGCCCAAGCCCGGGCCCUUGCGCAGAAGCUGCGCCAAGGGGAAUCGCACUCUGGGAGGAGGAAGAUGAAUGUGGCCCCACCGUCCAGCCUUCCCGAGCUUUCCAUGUGCCGCUGGGGACCAGGUCACAGCCUCCUCCAGGACUCAGCCCUCCCCCGCUCGAAGAAGGACCCUGCUGUCCCUGAGCACAACUGCCAGCCCCAGCCUUGCGCCUAAGGAGGCGGGGCGUCGCCAGGACACUCCUCCACCCAUGACAGGUCUGCCGCCCUCAAAGCACCCCUGCUCACCAGGUAGAGCCCACGCUGAAGAGACCGUGGACUUCCACAGUGACUUACUGCUGCCUGCAUGCGUACAUCAGUGCUUUACAAAAGACUG